CACUCUCCUGGCUCAAAUGUGACUCAUGCUAUCUACCUAGGCAGUGAGCUUUUUUAGAGCCUCUACCUUCUACCUUAAAGUAGGACGAGCAAGCCUUUUCUUAUAUACUCAGUGUUUACCUAGUAUUUUAUUGAAUCUUGCGGUAACAGCUCAACUUCAACCUUUCCUACUUAGAUUGCACCAUUCUCGAGAAUAUGGCGCCUCUUAGUAUCAUUGAAAAAAACGCAAUUGUUGUCAAGAUUCAGCAGCAGCUUUCCAAGACUCCUUAUGCCUGCUCUUCUCUGACGCAUCUCACCAAUGGGACCACCAACUUCGUUUUCCGGGGCACUCUCAUCCAACCACUCGUCCAAUCCCACUCAACCCCGGACAAUCAAUCAUCUCCCAUUGCUAGAUCUAUCAUCGUCAAGCAUGCCACCGAGUUUGCCGCGCUGAACAGGGACCUACCCAUCGAUGCUUCACGCAGUAUCGUUGAGGGGUCCAUGCUUGAUAUCCUGAACAACUUGCCCUCCACCAACUCUAUGGUAAAAGUACCGCAUCUACUCUAUUUUGACCGAGAAACCAAUACUCAAGUUCUAGAGGAUAUUCCCAAUGUCGUAGAUCUCAAGACCAUAUUAAUGUCACCCAAUGCCAAUGAGGUCUUAACUAAACCAUUUGCAACCUUAGUUGGUCGCGCCCUAGGAUCUUGGCUUCGUUCGUUCCAUUCCUGGACUUCGAAACUUCCCCCCGCCAAUCUGGGAGAGGAGAAGCUGAAGAUUGGAACCAAUGAACCCAUGAGAGAUCUCAAAUAUCGCAUUUCCUACGACUGCUUCAUCGAUGUGCUCAAGCAGUUCCCAGGUGUUAUUGGCAAGCACCAGAGCGUAUUGGAAGAAGUCAAAGCCAGUGCAGCCAAUGAUUUCAGGAGACUGCCGAGUGAGGAUCAAGAUGAGGGAUGGGGCACCAUCCACGGGGAUUUCUGGACUGGAAACGUUCUCCUCCCAGAAACCCAGCAACCCCAAGAAAGUCCCAAACUGCACAUCGUAGAUUGGGAAUUCGCGCAGUUCGGCCACCGAGCGUACGACGUCGGGCAGAUGAUCGCGGACCUGUACGAGCGGAAGCACUUCCUGGACGUCGAGGGCGCGCUAUGGGGCAUCGACGCUUUCAUAGAUGGCUACGGCGCCGUCAGUGAAGACAUGGCUUUCCGCAUUGCGAUACACGCGGGAGUGCACCUCGUCACGUGGAUGAAGAGAGGCCCGCCGCUGCAUAUGCGUGCUGCGUGGGCGACGCUGGAGCGGGCGAGGGCGGUGGUGGAGUUGGGGAUGAAUUUUGUGCUGAAGGGGUGGGAAAGGGAUAGGGGGUGGUUUAGGGGGAGUAUUUUAGCUGGCUUGUUUAUCUGAAGACUGAAGAUGGUGGAGUUGUACUGUAGCAAUUACGAAGUAGAG
Hypoxylon fragiforme is the source of this 1418-nucleotide messenger RNA. Its product is annotated as kinase-like domain-containing protein. The record is from RefSeq and is a predicted model, not a curated record. NCBI's taxonomy places the organism in Eukaryota, Fungi, Ascomycota, Sordariomycetes, Xylariales, Hypoxylaceae. The transcript has 3 exons. The coding region runs from base 195 to 1373 and encodes 392 amino acids.